This is a messenger RNA of Trichomonas vaginalis G3, 336 nucleotides long. Its product is annotated as organellar and viral DNA polymerase type B. The annotation marks the transcript as partial. NCBI's taxonomy places the organism in Eukaryota, Parabasalia, Trichomonadida, Trichomonadidae. The record is from RefSeq and is a predicted model, not a curated record. The transcript has a single exon.
UUAGACCCAGUUGUUGGAUAUAACUUCAUAACAUAUGGUUCAUUCGAUACGGAACGUUGCAGUGAAGGCUUACUUUACAUCGUUCAGAAACCGAAGGACUUCAAUACAAAGAGAUAUAAGAUAGGAAGAACAUAUAAUAUAACUCUAAGAUAUGACUCUACAGUCAAUAGAGUCAAGGUUGUGUUCGUUAAUGAUAUGAGAGCUGCUGAAACAGAACUGCUUGAAGUUUUUGAGAAAAUAUAUGGUGCUCCCACGAAAGGUAAAGAAACGUUUGAAGUAGAUGAGAUAGAUAAAGCUAUAAAAUUAUUUGACGAAGUUGCUGAAAAAUACAUGUAA